Molecule: messenger RNA, 612 nt
Organism: Aureococcus anophagefferens
Lineage: Eukaryota; Pelagophyceae; Pelagomonadales; Pelagomonadaceae
Exons: 1
Coding region: 1-612 (203 amino acids)
Source: RefSeq, a predicted model, not a curated record
AUGCCGCUGGCCGGGCGCCUCGCGGGCGCGCACUUCCACACGCACCAGCGGCGCUUCCGCGCCGGCUACCUCGUCGAGGGCGCUGUUGUUGAUGUCAUUGGACGCGACACCUGCGGCGCCCUGGAGCCCGUCGGGACGUUCUGCCUCGGCGGCAAAACGGCGCUCCGCGCCGCGGAGGCCCGGCUCCGGAACUCGAACCGCACGGUCAGCCGCCUCCGCGGCGCGAGCGCCGAGGUCGGCGGCGACCGCUUCGACCGCCGGUCGGCCGCGGCCUGCGACGCGCGCCACAAGUUCCGCCGGGGCGCGCGCUACAGCUUCGCGGCGUUCCACGGUUCCGUCUGGGGCGACGCCGCGGCCGACGUGGACAUGCACGACAUCCUCUGGCUGAGCCUCGAGGGCCAGGCGGCCCGCUCCGUGUCCGUGCCCCUGGCGGCGACGGACAUCAACUCGUGCGCGGCCGACCUCGGCGACGAGCCGCCGCGCGGGAGUUCCAAGCGGGGCGCGUCGCCGAGGGACGUCUGGUUCUGGUCGCUCCGCGCGAAGCAGAUCCUCGACGCGGUCCUGCGCGGCGCCGAGCCCCGGCACGCGGCGAUACCGCACGCGAUCGGGUAA